Acanthopagrus latus (yellowfin seabream) is the source of this 2264-nucleotide messenger RNA. It is a transcript of the gene scoca, whose product is annotated as short coiled-coil protein a. The transcript is spliced from 4 exons. The record is from RefSeq and is a predicted model, not a curated record. Lineage: Eukaryota; Metazoa; Chordata; Actinopteri; Spariformes; Sparidae. The coding region runs from base 261 to 620 and encodes 119 amino acids. Gene Ontology annotation, cellular component: trans-Golgi network.
AUUCGCAUGAUAGCGCUGAAACCUGAGCAUCCAGUCAGGUAGGGCAGGUAGCCGUGACGAGCUGUGAAUGAUUCAGGCAGCAGGUGUGUGUGGAGGCAGGGCCAAAAGACAGGAAGAGAGAGAGCGAGAGGGGAAACAAAGUUUAAAGGGAGAAAGAGAGAAAGUGUCAACUGCUGGACGGCUCAGACACCAAUGAAUGACUCUGUGAGCUGAAAAACAAAGAGGGAGCCAAGCUGGAGGAAGGGAAGGAGAGUCAGGUCAUGGAGGCCGAGGUGGAUGAGGAUGACGGGACGUUCACUAACAUCUCUCUGGCAGACGACACAGUGGACAGUGGAACUGCAGCCCUGUAUUCUAAACAGGAGAACGAGCUUUUCAUCAUGAACUGCGACAUAGAUGGCGAUAUGGAGAACCAGGUGGAGAUGGAGGAGAAGACGAGGUUAAUAAAUCAGGUUUUGGAACUUCAGCACACACUGGAAGACUUGUCUGCGCGGGUCGAUGCAGUCAAGGAAGAGAACCUGAAGCUGAAGUCUGAGAACCAGGUCCUCGGCCAGUACAUCGAGAACCUCAUGUCAGCAUCCAGCGUCUUCCAGACCACUGACACCAAGAGCAAACGGAAGUGAGAGAUGAGCUGAAGUCCCAGACAAGCUGGGAGAGGAAACCCACCAUGGAAACUUGGAGAGGGGUUGGUUUCUCAGCAGACCUGGGUGCUUUUUUGUAACCAUUUAGCGCACAUACCUGAGUCCAAACUAACAAUUUAUUAAUGAAUAAACAGUAACUGACCCUGUUCUGCAGGAGGCAAUUUCAUGUCAGUCUGACCCAGGUCUGUUUUGCAGCGGCUUCCUCUUCACACUACAGAUGAGGUAGACUUCACCCUUUAAUCACUGACACCAAAACCGAACUAGGAUCAGUUUGUGGUUAAGGGUCAUUUGUACCUUGAGUUUCUUUCCUAAUGCUCUCUGUCAAAGUAGUAUCUGUAAAAUAAUUCUUAGCUGUUUUGCCUGCUUGAAGACCACUCUGAUUUUCCGUGGUUUUACCCAUCUUUCUCACAGUGUUCCUGCCUCAAACUGACCUGUUAGUGGGUGAGAGCAUUACAAAUAUGAUUUGACCAUGAACGUCAUUUUCAACACUGCUUUAUUUCAUUAUUUAUUUUUUGUAAAGUAUUUUCUAUGUCAGCUGGAUCUGAGUUUUUGGCAGGUCUUGGAUGUCAUCAUGUAUAUGUAAAGCACGGCAGUACUCAGUUUAAAAGAUGGUAAACUGAACAGUAUUACUGAGAAUAAUAAUCGCAUGUAUGAAAAUACAUCUCUAGAAUGGGUUUCUUUUUCUUUGACAGUUUAAUAUGUCUUAUGAAACCAAUAAUCAGUGGAUUGCAGACUGUAUAAAGCUGUAACAACAGGAGGUGGAUAUUGGAUACAUUAAGGUAACAUUGAGAACUCGGCAAGUUAAAGUAAAAGCACAGCACUCCAUAGAAGUGUAGGUUUAAACUAACAUCAGUGAUGUUUUUAUUGCAAGUGGUUCAUUUUCCAUAAUGACAUAAUGCAUUCUUUCUGUAGUAUUUCCAACGCUUUCAAUUCAUCAUGUCAUUAAUGAGUGUUGUGGCCCAAAUUGUAAGGUGAGAUUUAACAAUGGAAAUGACAGGGUCGUAAAUGAAGCAGGGCUCCUUCAGAGACAAACCCUGCAUUAUUACAACAUGUGUCCUUAUCCUGCAGUGUCCUGCAACAGUGGCAGGGGACUGAAUGGGCCAAAUGACACGAGGAGGGGGUGAGGGAGGAAGAAAGAGAUGCUUUCCCCUUUAACUGUACGACCAGAUGCAGUAAAGAGGCCUUGAGUGCUAUUGAUUCACUCAGCCAGGCCUGCUAGAGGAGGGGUUUGACCGUAAAACAUGCUGAUGUCCUCAGCAGACUGGAGGGGGUGUCCUCCAACAGUGCAAGACAAAAGGAUUGAGGGUGGAAGAUGAAAAAGUCAAGUAAUCUGAACAAAUUUGUAUUCCCUUUAAGUAAAAGUUUAAAGUCUGGAAAGCAGUAAUUGAUGUCUGAAAAGGAGGGAUUGGUUAUAUUAGGGGAGGCUAUAAACACUGUAUAUGCUGUAAUUUAUUGAGGUUAUUUUGAUAUUUUUAACAGUUGUACAGUAGUAGGUCAUUUAAUUUUUUUCCUGGCAUGCUGAAUAUGCCCUACCUACACACACCCUGGUACCAACUGUCAGUGUGUGGACAUCCUGCACCUUCUGCCUUUUAACAUUUUUGUUUUAAUAAAAAUCAAAGAUAAAGA